AAUGACAGCUCAUUCCCAGAGGAUGCUAAAAGUAGAGCACGACGCAUUCUGCAGUCCUGUGGAGGGAACAGUAUGGGUUCCUACAGUGCCAGUCAGGGCAUAGAGUCAGUGCGGCAGGAUGUGGCUCGCUACAUUGAGCGAAGAGAUGGCGGUGUGCCCUGCGACCCAGACAACAUUUUUCUCACCACAGGGGCCAGCGACGGCAUUGUGACCAUGCUGAAGCUCCUGGUGUGUGGCGAAGGUGAGACCCGUACGGGGGUCAUGAUCUCCAUUCCUCAGUAUCCGCUGUACUCGGCUGCGCUGGCUGAACUGGCCGCCGUGCAGGUCAACUAUUACCUUAAUGAGGAAAAGUGCUGGAGUAUGGACCUCAGCGAGCUGCAGCGCUCCCUGGAAGAAGCCCGGCGUCACUGCAACCCCCGAGCCCUCUGCGUCAUCAACCCUGGAAACCCCACCGGUCAGGUUCAGAGCAGACAGUGCAUUGAGGAUGUAAUCCGAUUUGCUGCAAAGGAGCGCCUCUUCCUCAUGGCCGAUGAGGUGUACCAGGACAAUGUGUACGCUGAGGGUUGCCAGUUCCACUCCUUCAAGAAGGUUCUGUUCGACAUGGGGCCGGAGUACUCGGAUAUAGUGGAACUGGUAUCUUUUCACUCCACCUCCAAGUGUUACAUGGGAGAGUGCGGCUUCCGUGGAGGCUACAUGGAGAUCAUCAACCUGGACGAGGAGGUGAGGGCUCAGCUCACUAAGCUGGUGUCUGUCCGUCUGUGUCCUCCUGUUCCUGGACAGGCUCUGAUGGACCUGGUGGUCAACCCUCCGCAGAUCGGGGAGCCCUCGUAUGACAAGUUUAACAAGGUACAGAGUCUACGUCUCAUU
Messenger RNA from Notothenia coriiceps (black rockcod), 867 nucleotides. RefSeq names its product alanine aminotransferase 2-like. The annotation marks the transcript as partial. The record is from RefSeq and is a predicted model, not a curated record. Gene Ontology annotation, biological process: biosynthetic process. NCBI's taxonomy places the organism in Eukaryota, Metazoa, Chordata, Actinopteri, Perciformes, Nototheniidae. Gene Ontology annotation, molecular function: transaminase activity; pyridoxal phosphate binding. The transcript has 6 exons.